This is a messenger RNA of Nicotiana attenuata, 1269 nucleotides long. RefSeq lists its product as uncharacterized. The coding region runs from base 1 to 1269 and encodes 422 amino acids. The record is from RefSeq and is a predicted model, not a curated record. The transcript has a single exon. NCBI's taxonomy places the organism in Eukaryota, Viridiplantae, Streptophyta, Magnoliopsida, Solanales, Solanaceae.
AUGACCACUAUUAGAGCUCUAAUUGCUACUGCAGCUAAGAAGAACUGGGAGCUAUUUCAAUUGGAUGUGAACAAUGCUUUCGUUCAUGGAGAUUUACAUGAAGAGGUAUAUAUGAAGCUACCCCAAGGACUUGCAGUCUCCUCUCCUGAUCUAGUUUGUAAAUUGAACAAAUCUCUCUAUGGCCUAAAUCAAGCUAGCAGACAAUGGUAUGCUAAACUUGCUGAUGCUCUAUAUUCCAGGGGCUACACUCACUCCAUGCACGAUUAUUCUCUCUUUUACAAGAGAUCAUCUGACAGUGUGGUCUUUGUGGGGGUCUAUGUAGAUGAUGUUUUUCUCACUGGCAAUGAUCUUACUGAAAUCCACCUGCUCAAAACAUUCCUGCAUGACAGAUUCAAAAUCAAAGAUUUAGGCGAAUUGUACUACUUCUUGGGACUUAAAGUACUCUACAGAAAAGGUGGAAUCUUAAUCUCACAAAGGAAGUUUACUCUUGAUCUCCUCAAAGACUAUGACUGUCUCCAUGCUACAAGUUUGUCUUCUCCACUUGAUCCUACAAUUAAGUUAAAAGCUAAAGAAGGAGUACCUCUAUCUGAUCCCACUCUCUACAGACAGCUAGUUGGGAAGUUAAACUUCCUCACAAAUACUAGAUUGGACAUAGCCUAUGGGGUCCAGCAUCUAAGCCAAUAUAUGCAGGACCCUAGAGAACCUCAUCUUCAGGCAGCAUACCAUAUGCUCAGAUAUUUACUCAAGGAUCCCACCUUAGGUCUCUUUAUGUCCAAUGAUGAUGAUUUCUCAGAGAAAGCCUAUUGUGAUUCUGAUUGGGCUGCAUGCCCUGACUCUUGGAGGUCUGUAUCAGGAUACCUUGUCCUUUUGGGUAACAGCCCUAUCAGUUGGAAGUCUAAGAAGCAAGAAACCAUCUACCUUUCUUCCGUAGAAGCAGAGUACAGAUCCAUUAGAAAGGUCGUUGGUGAACUUGUCUGGCUCCAUCGUGUACUCACAGAAUUGACAGUCCCUCCCGCUCUUCCUAUUCUUGUAUUUUGUGACAGCCAAUCUACUCUCCACAUUGCUAGGAACCCAAUCUUUCAUGAACGUACCAAACACAUUGAGGUUGAUUGCCACUUCGUCAGGACAAAACUCAAUGAUGGCCUCAUCCUGCUUUACCAUGUUCGAACUGAUGAUAACCUGGCUGACAUUCUCACCAAAUCUCUUACUGGGAUCAAGCACUCCACUGUCUUGGGCAAGUUGGCUGUGUGUUCUACACCUCCAACUUGA